This is a messenger RNA of Suillus paluster, 4303 nucleotides long. RefSeq lists its product as uncharacterized. NCBI's taxonomy places the organism in Eukaryota, Fungi, Basidiomycota, Agaricomycetes, Boletales, Suillaceae. The record is from RefSeq and is a predicted model, not a curated record. The transcript is spliced from 17 exons. Gene Ontology annotation, molecular function: calcium-activated cation channel activity. Gene Ontology annotation, cellular component: plasma membrane. Bases 290 to 4159 code for a protein of 1289 amino acids.
CUCAGAUCUCAGACCUCGCGUUGACUCACUAGUAAGUAACACCGCGUUGAUUGCAACGUUGGUGCAUGGAGCCAUGAGCUGCUGAUCGGAGCUUGUCAUGGUGGAGCUGCACUGUUGGUGUCUGACUCCGGAUAUGAAUAAACGUCAUUGGAAAAACGUUACGCGUCAACUCGGAAUUUAAGUAUAGUACUACGGCUACUCGAUCCUCGACGCCUCAACUACCUCUCCCGCCUAUUUAUUAGGCCCACCUGACUUAUUUGACACUUAGUCACCGAAUAUUGUUACCAUCAUGGGCGACAUUCAGACCAGGCCCUUUUCAAAGGAUUACAGUGGCCUCAUCAAUCAGUCGGUCAUCGCAGUUGCAUUGGCUGUGGUGUCUGUAACGUCGCACGAGAUCAUGAAGAGGAAGAGACGUGGACGUCACAUUCAGCUUGAGGGGCUUGGGAGUGUUGAGUCUUGGGAGUUUGGCUACGGUAGCAGGAAUCCUUCUCCUCCGACACCGAGAGGCUGGCCAUUAUCCUGGGUCAAGGAUAGUAUCGGGUUUCCCCAAGCAAAGCUUAAUGAGCUUAGAGGAAUAGAUGCAACGUUGUAUGUGCGAUUCCUGCGCGGGAGCCUAUUCUUUGUCCUUGUUCAUACAUUUACGACCACUCCUAUUCUUCUUCCGAUACACGUCCACUUUUCUUCAGAUGAUAUUUCACCGAAGUCGAUGACCAGAGCAUCAAUUUCUUCACUCGUAGAGACUCAGGAAGGCCUUUCCCUACUUUGGAUUCACAUUUGCCUCCUCUUCUGGAUCACUUUUACCUGGAUAGGCAAUCUCUUCUACAUUUGCAACGGAGCGUUCAAGUUACGAGCAGCGAAGAUAGAAUCUGCCAUACGCAAUGUGAAGUCCGAUACCACGGUCGAGAGGGAGGCGCAAUACCAUCCCCAUCCCCAUCCACAAUACCCCUUCCAGGAUAUUCCAUCCCUUGACAUAGACCACCCCACCCAUGGUCUGCGUCUGCGCACCGUGAUGGUGACCAACAUCCCGGUACAGCUUCGCGCAGAAAAGGAGUUCAAGGAGUACUUUGAGUAUCACCUGUCGCGUUCUCUCGACAAGCCUUCCGUUGGCUUGCCAGCAUCAACUCAACCCGGUUUAUUGAACAAAUCGUUCGCCUUUGUUUUCAAUCGAGCAAAGCGUAUUCCGCAGAGCAUAGGUAUGUCUACACAUGAAGCUGCGAAUGAGAGCCAAGAAGGAAGCGAUGGAGCUCCACUUACCCAAAUUCCCGGCCCGAAACCGGAAAACAUGCCACUCGUCGACCGAGUUGUCAUUGCACGACGAAUGACGGAGCUGGCAUCAUUGCUGGAACGACGCGAAGAUAUCCUCUGUCGUUUAGAGACCGCACACAUCAGAUUGGCAAAGAAGGUACUUUUAGCGGUAUACAGUGAGGUAGAACAUAAACACAGAUCGAGGGAGGAUACCACCGUGACUACGACCGCGGAUGUGGAAAGCGGGUGUAAUCCAAGCUUCAAUGGACACCAGAAAGAUGAUGCAGACUUACUCAUUCGGACCCUCUCUCCGUUUCUGGUUGAUUACGAGUUGACUAGCAAGUUUGCGCCAAGGCGCAAGCUCACCAUGAAGAUGAAAGUGGAUCCAGCGAUGGAGAGCAAGGAUGACACCGACAUACCUCACAAAACAGUAUGGGAUGUACUUCUCGGUUUACCUCGAAGCGUACUGGACCCAUAUCAGCCGUUGAUCCACCUUUCUGUCCUUUUCCGAGGGAAAACUGUGCCGAGCAUUGAUUAUUACACCGCUAAACUCAACCUCCUUACAUCGUUGAUUACACAGAAUCGAGCGCGUGCUGCUACGGAAUACGACGCCGCGUCAACGGCCUUCGUAACCUUUAAAGAUCCGUUGGAUGCAAGGAAGGCAUGCAAGUACUUAGCGGUGCAUCCUAAUAACCCACUCGCAUGCUUUGUGACGAUGGCUCCACAGUAUGAAGAUAUCGACUGGACGAGGGUUAUGAGGUCAACUUAUCGAGUGGACAUCGUCAAAGACUGGGUAGUGAACAUUGGGGUUUGGGCAUUCACGAUAUUCUGGCUUUUCCCGUUGUCGCUGUUUGUCGGUCUCGUUUCCAUUCAAAGCAUCUCGACAUUCUGGCCGAGCCUGUACAAUUAUCUUUCUAGUCACCCUUGGGAGGAAGAGGUCAUUCAAUCCUUCCUUCCGACUGUCCUCAUCUCACUACUCACGAUUCUCAUCCCGCCCAUUCUUUUGCUCAUCGCGAAGAAAGCCCAUACAAUCAUCACUCUUUCCGUAAUGCACGACAGGAUCAUGACCCGUUACUAUAAAUUCCUGAUCGUUAAUGUCUUGGUGUUUUUCUGCGUGGGGACCGCUGCGCUCCAGUCUUUCCUCACUUCGUUCAAGAUCGUAUCCGGGAGCAGUAUAAUAAAUACUGUCGCUGAUAGUUUUCCGACGGCUGGACCUUUCUAUGUUGGAUGGCUGAUAUUCACCACUGCGAUUCAUGGAGGCUUUGAGCUCUUGCCUUUGUUCAUUUACCCAUCCACCAAGCGACAAGUAACUCCGAGGAAACGAGCUGUUGGUAUUCGUCCACGAACAUUCAACUUCUAUUACUGGCUACCAAACCAUCUCCUGGUCAUUCAUGUGUUACUCCUUUUUGCACUGCUUAACCCGCUUGUCACACCAUUUGGGUUGAUCUAUUUCUCAGUUGAGACUGGCCGGCAGUUACUGCAUGUUUAUGCGAAGAACUACGAAUGCAAUGGCGAAAUACUGUUGAUCCGUAUCGUUCGUUAUUCAAUGGACGGAUUGAUGCUAGCUCAAUUCGUAUUCCUUGCGUACAUGGCUGUGCUCCGGAAGACGACUAAUAUAGCGUUAUCGGCUGUCUUAUUCGUCUUCACCGCGAUAGUCAAAGUUAUUAUGACUCGAAUGUGUCGGGCCAGAUUCGAGAAAGAUGACACCGAGGAAGCGCAGGUCAUUUGCGGGACGGGUACGGGAGCUGAUGCAGAACCAGAAGACAGCCCUCCCCCUCGAAGUCACUCCAGUGGUGCUGAGAACGUAGCAGAGGACAAUCCUUCGAGAUUCCUGACCUGGCGGUUACCGGGCUGGGUAAACUUCUCUUAUUCAAUCGCUCCUCGAAAACUUCGACCACCCGAGCGGUGUCAGCCGAAUCCGUUUGGCCCUCGCUUACGUUCAGUGGAUGAGAACGGGAAGACGCCAUCGACUUCGACCCAAGGAGAGUCAUCUGCAACCAUUCUGGGCGGCCCUUACGGAUUUCGACUUCCCUCGUACGGCCGCAUCCACCUCUUGCGACCUGGGACUGAUGAACCUCGUCAUGACAUCCCCUACGAUAAUCCUUACUACACAAGACCUAUUACUAAUGCCCUAUGGCUUCCAAGAAAUCCGCUAGGUCUUCUAGACCUCGAUGACACUGUUGAUGUUUAUCAAACACUCACCAGUGAACCCGGCGCUGGUGAUGUGGGUCACUGGUUUGGACCCGGCUCUUCUAUUACCCCUGAGUAUCAGCUUCCCAGCUCGGUGCUUGGUGAAGAGCAACCAUCCGUCCUCGCAACUAGGCAAUGCAGCGGUAGUGAAGAUAUUGAUCUUCCUCAUGGCAUCAAGUCCCGCAUCAUCACCAUUGACCAAGAGCAUGAUAUAGAGUCCACAAGACCACGCCGUCCAUCCAUGUUUUCUCGUCAUCGGACAGGUAGUGGUGGUAGCACAAAAAGUAGUGGCGAUCGCACAUCCCGAGGUCUUCCAGGUCGAUCACAGAUUACGGACGGUGACCGCCCCGAAUUCCCUCGCAAGCUAUCCUCUGGCCAUCUACCAAGAUUCCGUGAAAGGACAUCUUCAUACCUCCCGUCACCCAAUCCACUUUUCCAAGCUCAGUUUCAUGGCGUUGACCCUGGUUCUCGACCAGAUCUGCAUGCGCAGGCCGAAUUUGCGCAUUCGACGGCAUCAAUUGUGAGGCACGGUGGCUCGCGGGUGUCGCUGCCACACCCUAGCAAUGUGAUGCCUCAAGAAGCUACCGCGAUACCUCGGGAAGCUGUUGUUACAACCCAGGAAGCUGUAGCGAUAGAGGAACGGUUGAGAAAGGAGCAGGCAGCUGCUGGGUUAAAUCAUGGGUCAACGAGACGGUCUUGGUUUACAUCUUGGAUAUAUGCGUGAUGAAUUGAGUAGCACUAGUGUCGUGCGUGAUGAAACCCCUUUCUUGUAGUACGCAUCAUGAAUACUUGACACUUACCAUUGGAUACAUGACAAGGACCAUCGUACGCCUAAUUCUAGACUGCACUAAUAGACACGAGACCCAAC